CUGUUCCGUGAUCAUCACCCCUUCUCACCUCCGGAAUUUCCUAAAUUUGCCUUACUUUCUUUUAGUAUUCGAGAUUUUACUUCCUCUUAGCAAAUGUUAGGCCUCAGUGUUUUACCGUAACUAACUUCCUCUCCGUCGGCUUGAUCCCUCUGUGUAGCAAUUCACCCACAGCUCCUCCAAGCACCCGUCACCUGGCAUCCAGCUUUCUGCAACAAUGCCAGACCCAAGGGUCUUCAUAAUCCGGCAUGGAGAGACGGAAUGGUCACUCAAUGGCCGCCACACCGGCACCACCGAACUCCCCUUAACCUCCAACGGCGAAAAGCGAGUGCAAGCGACCGGCAAAGCGCUCGUCGGUGACGACAGACUCAUCGUCCCCGGAAAUCUCGCACACAUCUACGUAUCCCCCCGCCACCGCGCCCAACGCACCCUCGAACUCCUAGACCUAGGAUGUCGAGACCGCUAUCCAUGGCAUAACUCCUCCACCCCCGCCUCGCCCCAGUCCCUUGACAUCCGCACAAACGCCAAAAUCUCCAUCACCCCCUCCAUUCGCGAAUGGGAUUACGGAUCCUACGAAGGCCUCACAUCACCUCAAAUCCGCGCCUCCCGACUCUCCCGCGGUCUCCCCCCAGACUGGGACAUAUGGCGCGAUGGGUGUGAAGGCGGCGAAUCCCCCGAAGAAGUCACCUCCCGUCUUGAUGCCCUAAUCGCGGAGAUAAGAGGGAAGUGGCAUGAAGGCCAGUUUGGCAAAGACUCCGGGUGGAAGGGGAAGCAGGGGGUUCCGAAUGAUGUGCUGAUAGUGGCGCAUGGACAUAUAUUAAGAGCAUUUGCGGCAAGGUGGAUUGGGAAGGAUUUGAAGGGGAAUCCGAGUUUAAUAUUAGAGGCGGGGGGUGUAGGGACGUUAAGUUAUGAACAUCAUAGUAUCGAGGAGCCGGCGAUUUUGUUAGGAGGGGCGUUUGUCGUGGAUGUUGUGGAGAAGGAUGAAGAGGGUAGGCUUAAUGAGGGGAAGUGAUGGGGUUUGUGGGCUUGGGGAUUUGGAUGGAUAUCUGGGGAAAUAGAAUUAGAAUUGCGAAACCUCACUCGCACACAUCACGCAUCGCGGACGGAUAUUCAAGCAGAAAGGGAAAUAAUCAUGUGGUCCAUUCCACUCUAUCCUAGUGACUUAUAAGGAAGUACCUUCUAAGUACACUAGGAGAUACUUCAGGAAAGCUAAGGAGCUAUACAGUGUCAUCUUUAUUCGGACGAUUUCUCCCAUUGACAUGGUCCUCCAAUGUGAUCUGGAGACGUCAUCGAUAGACACAACUCCAUUCCAUCAAUCCUAUUGCAAACUACUAUUACACUUUAAUAUGAUCAACCGGUUGCGUUUCCG
Molecule: messenger RNA, 1366 nt
Organism: Lindgomyces ingoldianus
Lineage: Eukaryota; Fungi; Ascomycota; Dothideomycetes; Pleosporales; Lindgomycetaceae
Product: phosphoglycerate mutase-like protein
Exons: 2
Coding region: 215-1009 (264 amino acids)
Biological process (GO): ribose phosphate biosynthetic process
Molecular function (GO): sedoheptulose-bisphosphatase activity
Source: RefSeq, a predicted model, not a curated record